This is a messenger RNA of Rhodotorula graminis WP1, 3352 nucleotides long. RefSeq lists its product as uncharacterized. The transcript is spliced from 16 exons. NCBI's taxonomy places the organism in Eukaryota, Fungi, Basidiomycota, Microbotryomycetes, Sporidiobolales, Sporidiobolaceae. The coding region runs from base 76 to 3192 and encodes 1038 amino acids. Gene Ontology annotation, cellular component: FACT complex. The record is from RefSeq and is a predicted model, not a curated record. Gene Ontology annotation, molecular function: nucleosome binding. Gene Ontology annotation, biological process: transcription elongation by RNA polymerase II; positive regulation of transcription elongation by RNA polymerase II.
CGGCCAGGCAGGCCUAGCUCUACUCCAAGACCCCAACACCCGACGCCUGGCACCUCUGCGUGACACUCGCUCACCAUGUCGGACGUCACCAUCUCGGCGUCGACCUUCCACCGCCGCGCCGCAAAGCUCUUUGACCAUUGGGAGGCCAAGGAGGACGAUGCCGCACCUCUCACCGACGUCAACCACCUCCUUGUCGUCGCUGGCAACUCGGACGAGGAGAACCCGUACCGCAAGGGCAGCGCCCUCCAGACCCACCUCCUCGGCUACGAGUUCCCGAGCACCCUCAUGCUCCUCACCGACCGCACCGUCUACUUUGUCGUCUCGUCGUCCAAGGCCAAGCUCCUCCAGCCGCUCCUCAAGGCGCCGACCGGCGUCGACAAGCCCGUCAAGGUCGAGAUCCUGACGCGCACCAAGGACGAGGCCGAGAACAAGAAGCUGUUCGAGCAGGUCAUCGACACGAUCGGCGAGGGCAACAAGGUCGGCACCCUGCCCAAGGACAAGAUGGUCGGCAAGUUCGUCAACGAGUGGAACGCCGUCCUCUCGGGCUCGGGCAAGGACAUCAAGGAGGUCGACGUCGCCCUCGGCGUCUCGACCCUCCUCGCCGUCAAGGACGCCGACGAGCUUCAAAACGAGCGCAACGCCGCCGUCAUGACCAACAAGCUCAUGAGUCACUUCAGCGACGCCAUGAGCGGCUACAUCGACGAGGGCAAGAAGGUGACGCACGAGCAGCUCGGCGAGCAGAUCGAGGCCAAGCUCGAGGACAGCAAGUUCUGGAAGGGCCUCAAGCUCGGCGACGGCUUCGAGACGGGCUACGGCGACUGGUGCUACUCGCCGAUCAUCCAGUCGGGCGGCAACUACGACCUCAAGUCGUCGGCGCAGACGGACGACCAGCGCCUCAAGGCGGGAGUCAUCCUGUGCUCGCUCGGCAUCCGGUACAAGUCGUACUGCUCCAACGUCGGCCGCACCUUCAUGAUCGACCCGUCGGCCGACCAGGAGAAGAACUACCUGUUCCUCGUCGAGCUUCAGAAGUUUGCCCUCGGCGAGCUCAAGGACGGCGCCGCGUGCAAGGACGUGUACCAGAAGGUCGUCGACAAGAUCGAGAAGGACCGCGCCGACCUGCUCCCCUACUUUGCCAAGACGGCCGGCUUUGGCAUGGGCCUCGAGUUUCGCGACUCGGCGUACCCGCUCACGGCCAAGGGCUCGCGUGUCAUCAAGGCCGACAUGAUCUUCAGCCUCACGCUCGGCUUCAACGGCAUCCCCGACCCGAAAAAGAGCGGCGCGACGUACGCCGUCUCGCUCGUCGACACGGUCCAGGUCGGCAAGGACGGCGCAAAGUGCCUCAGCGAGGGCAUGAAGGGCAAGGACGACGUCAUGUUCUACAUGGAGGACGACGAGAAGAAGCCGUCCAAGGCGGCGGCCAAGGAGGCGCCCUCGCGGCGCAACACGGCGCCGACCGCCAUCGUCAAGUCCAAGCUGCGCAACGAGAACCGCGAGAUCGAUGCCGACGCCAUCAACCGCCGCAAGCACCACCAGCGCGAGCUCGCGACGCGUCGCCAGGAGGAGGGCAUGGAGCGCUUCAGCGGCGAGGGCGGCCAGGGCGGCGCCAACCGCGAGAAGCAGUGGAGGAGGUUCGAGUCGUACGUCAAGGACUCGCAGCUGCCCGAGGCCGUCACGUCGCAAAAGAUCGUCGUCGACUCGCGUCGCCUGACCAUCAUCCUGCCGAUCAACGGCUACGCCGUCCCGUUCCACGUCAACACGCUCAAGAGCGUCAUCAAGCAGGAGGAGGGCGACUACACGGUCCUGCGCUUCAUGUUCGUCACGCCGGGCGCCAUCACGGGCAAGAAGGAGGACACGCCGUUCGAGGACCCGAGCGCGACCUUCAUCCGCGGCGUCACGUACCGCUCGACCGACUCGUUCCGGUACGCCGAGCUGCACAAGGAGAUCACCGACCUCAAGAAGGCGGCCGUCAAGCGCGACAACGAGCGCAAGGAGCUCGCCGACGUCGUCGAGCAGGACAAGCUCGUCGAGACCAGGGGCAAGCGCCCUAUCCGCCUGACCGAGGUGCAGCUGCGGCCGUCGUUCGACGGCAAGCGCCAGUCGGGCGACGUCGAGAUCCACUCGAACGGCAUCCGCUACCAGUCGUCGGUCAAGCAGGAGCAGAAGAUCGACAUCCUGUUCAGCAACAUCAAGCACCUCCUGUUCCAGCCGUGCGACAACGAGCUCAUCGUCGUCCUGCACAUCCACCUCAAGUCGCCCAUCAUGAUCGGCAAGAAGAAGGCCAAGGACGUCCAGUUCUUCCGCGAGGUGUCGGACGCGUCGUUCGACGAGACGGGCAACAAGAAGCGCAAGCGCAACUACCACGACGAGGACGAGCUCGAGGCCGAGCAGGAGGAGCGCAAGCGCCGCAUGGACCUCAACAAGUACUUCAAGGCGUUCUCGGACAAGAUCGCCGAGGCGUCGAACGGCCGCAUCGAGGUCGACGUCCCGUUCCGCGAGCUCGGCUUCCAGGGCGUCCCUUUCCGGUCCAACGUCCUCCUCCAGCCGACGACCGACACGCUCGUGUUCCUCACCGAGCCGCCGUUCCUCGUCCUCACGCUCGCCGAGAUCGAAAUUGCGCACCUCGAGCGCGUCCAGUACGGCCUCAAGAACUUCGACCUCGUCUUUGUCUUCCAGGACUUUGCGCGAGCGCCCGUCCACAUCAACACGAUCCCGUCGAACCAGCUCGACAACGUCAAGGAGUGGCUCGACUCGGUCGACAUUCCCUUCUCCGAGGGCCCGGUCAACCUCAACUGGCAGGCGAUCAUGAAGACGGUCAACGACGACCCGUACGAGUUCUUCAAGGAAGGCGGCUGGGGCUUCCUCAUGGAGCAGGAGGGUGAGGCAGGCUCGUCGGACGGAUCCGAGUCGGGCUCCGAGUUCGCCGCCUCGUCCGACGCGUCCGAGGAGUCGGCGUACGGCUCCGACGAGUCGGAGUUCAGCGGCGGGUCUGACGACGACUCGGGCUCGGCGGCGCUCAGCGACUCGGGCGAGGAGUGGAGCGAGGCCGAGGAGCGGCUCGAGAAGAAGGAGCGGAGCAAGGCGAGCGGAGUAGGGCGCGACGCCGACAGCUCGGACGACGACCGGCGCGGGAAGAAGGGCAAGUCGUCGGGCGGCGGCAGUGGCGCCAAGGCCAAGGUCAAGGGCAAGCGGUGAGGAGGAGGGACCGCCGCUUUCUCGCAUCUCUCGUCGUCGUCGUUCUCUCUCUCUCUCCUUCUCUCUCCCCCCCCCCCCCUCUCUCGACUAGCUUCCCAACUUUGUCCCCUCGAUGUUCCCCUCGCCAACGCAACGAUGUAACUCGCUUCGUCUCCUUCUU